AGGUGUUCUUAAAACAUUUGUUUUUAAGCAAGUGUCAGUGUCAAAGUGCCAGUGUUCCCUCCUUGAUCUAAUCCAAAAUCCAGCCACACCUCUCUCCUUAUCUUGCAAGAACAAAAAUAAAAACCAGCAACAACCGCUCAAUCCAAAAUUUGCAACGGUAAAGGGAAAAAAGAAGACAUGGGAAGGAUAUUUGUGGUGGAGUUAGAAGGCAGAUCUUACAGAUGCAAGUAUUGUGGUACCCACUUGGCCCUUCCAGUUGAUCUAGUCUCAAGGUCUUUCCAUUGCCGCCGAGGAAAGGCAUACCUCUUCAAUAACGUGGUAAACAUCAUAAUUGGAGCCUUAGAGGACAGAGCGAUGCUUUCAGGAAUGCAUACUGUUGCAGAUAUAUUUUGCUGCUGUUGUGGACAAAUUAUUGGCUGGAAAUAUGAGGCAGCACAUGAAAAGAGUCAAAAGUAUAAAGUAGGGAAGUUUGUUCUUGAAAGAGGGAGGAUUGUCGAUGAAAUGGACUUGUCGACGGGAGUCUUUGUGGAUACACAUUCCAGUAUGAGUGACGGAGAAGAUGUUUAAGUUCUAACUUCAACUUUGUGAAGUAGUUGUGCAAAAUAAUAUAGUAGGAAGCGAGACACUUCUUUUGAGCAAAUGUGUAAACUCUUAAUUGUUGAGGAGAAAUUUCAUUAUCUUGCUGGACGCAUAAAUCUUGCAGGGUGUAAAAUGGUCUAAUUUGCAAUAUCAUAAUUAGUGAUUCUGUGCUUA
Messenger RNA from Hevea brasiliensis (rubber tree), 753 nucleotides. RefSeq names its product protein yippee-like At5g53940. The coding region runs from base 178 to 567 and encodes 129 amino acids. Lineage: Eukaryota; Viridiplantae; Streptophyta; Magnoliopsida; Malpighiales; Euphorbiaceae. The transcript has 5 exons. Gene Ontology annotation, cellular component: ubiquitin ligase complex. The record is from RefSeq and is a predicted model, not a curated record.